GUUUCAGAUUGUCACGGGGGACCUCGUCAACGUGUCCCAGCCGACAGUCUGCCGCACGGUCGGAGUCGUGACGCGCCUGAUCGCACGGCAUCUGUUCAAAGAACUCGUGCAUUUUCCGGACGCUUCCCAAUUAAACACUGUGAUGCGCGAAUUCCUCGAGAUCGCCGGAUUCCCCGGCGUUACGGGCUGCAUUGACUGUACACACGUGCGAAUUAACAGCCCCGGCGGUGACGACGCGGAAGUAUACCGCAACCGCAAAGGAGUGUUCUCCAUCAAUGUCCAGGCUGUCACCGGUCCGCAGCUUCAGUUUUUUGAUGUCGUGGCAAGCUGGCCCGGGUCUGUCCACGACAGCCGCAUCUUUGACAAUUCGAGGCUGCGGGUCAUGUACGAGGAGCACCGACUGCCCGGGCAUCUGCUGGGAGACAUGGGCUAUGCAUGCUUCCGCUUUCUAAUGACUCCCCUUGCACAGCCCGUUAGAGCAGACACACCACGGGGCAGGUACAACAAGGCCCACAUAAAAACACGAAACACUGUCGAGAGGGCGUUUGGAGUUUGGAAGCGGCGCUUCCCUUGCUUGGAUAUGCGGCUCCAGCAUAAGCCUGGUCGCUCUGCCAGCAUUGUGACGGCCUGUGCUGCCCUGCACAACCUGGCAUGCCUGAGGAGGGAGCCGCAGCCUCCACCGCCUCCACCUCCACCAGUCAGGCGCAGGGUCCGCAACAACAGGAGGAGGGCCAGGCGACCGGUAAACCUGCCCCCCGUUGAUGCCGUGGAGGACACCCUGACGGGCAUCCAGACUCGAGAGAUCAUCAUUGAGAAAAACUUCACUUAUUAGAGAACGAGGAAGAAAGUGACAGCCGCAAUACGAAUCCAAUCGUGCCAUUAGCGGAGCCAUGUACCGUGCCUCUGGAGUCUGGAAAACCUAA
Ixodes scapularis (black-legged tick) is the source of this 923-nucleotide messenger RNA. RefSeq names its product putative nuclease HARBI1. The record is from RefSeq and is a predicted model, not a curated record. The coding region runs from base 143 to 832 and encodes 229 amino acids. Lineage: Eukaryota; Metazoa; Arthropoda; Arachnida; Ixodida; Ixodidae. The transcript has 4 exons.